Messenger RNA from Papaver somniferum (opium poppy), 1630 nucleotides. RefSeq lists its product as uncharacterized. The transcript has a single exon. The record is from RefSeq and is a predicted model, not a curated record. Gene Ontology annotation, molecular function: methyltransferase activity. Lineage: Eukaryota; Viridiplantae; Streptophyta; Magnoliopsida; Ranunculales; Papaveraceae. The coding region runs from base 124 to 1545 and encodes 473 amino acids.
UCUCCAGGUGAUCUCUCUCUAUCUGUGAUCAUCUAUCUUCUUAUGUCAUUUUAGGGGAUUGAACCCUGUUUGGAUUGUUCUUGUUCUCAUUGAAUCAAUACUAGUUUUGAAGGAGGGAAAACAAUGAGGAAUUCAAGUAUUUUUAACAAGUUAGGGAUAUGGAAAGGAGGGAUACAAAGUUUCAUCUUUGCAUUAGGUUUCUUUGCUCUCGUCCUUAGUCUUGCAACCAUAUCCAGAUUCUACUCUCCUAGUUCUCUCAUCAACACUGAAUCCUUAUGCAAAUCUGACCAUUCUGAGACACAAGGAGGAGGAGGAGGAACCGAAAGCUCUGCAGCAAACAAGACUAUACAAGCCGUUAUUCGGAAGAUUGAAGAAGAGAUGAGAAAUAUGAAAGAUGCACCAACUGAAUCAGCAGCAUUGAGGUACAAUACUUUCCUUGCAGAUAUAUUAGGUGUGCUUAAAUCAGCUCAAGUGCCUGUUACACAAUUUGAGAUGGAAAAUUUGGAAAGAGUGGUUCACCCUUUAGCGAAAAGUAGUGAAGAAGCCGUAGAACCGGCAAAUUAUUUCUUAACAGAAGAGAUUAGAAAGUAUGUUAAGAUUAAGCCAAAUAGACUUGGCAAGCAGAAUUUCAUGGGAGCUAAUGGAACAUUUACUAGUAUAGGACAUGCUUGUUUUUCAAUGAAGAGUGAUUUGCAAGAGUAUAUGGAUUAUGAUGUUGGAGAUAUCUGCAAAGAUGAUUGGAAACUUGCACAAAAGUUGAUGGUUCAUGGCUGCGAUCCGCUUCCUAGGCGGAGGUGUUUUUCGAGAGCUCCAAAACUGUAUUACAAACCGUACCCGAUUAAUGAGUCGCUGUGGAAGCUUCCUGAUGAUCGAAAUGUCCGUUGGAGCGGGUACAGAUGCAAGAAUUUCACAUGUUUAGCUAGCAAUACUUCAAGAAAAGGGUUCUUCAAAUGUGCAGAUUGUUUCAACCUUACCCACCAUGAAAAGCCUAGAUGGAUUCAACCUGUUGCUCUAGACCCCAGAUUGAACACCACUGCGGAUUUUCUGAUACCCGAGGUGCUAAAUAUUAAACCGGGGGAGAUCAGGAUUGGAUUGGAUUUCAGUGCUGGGACAGGAAGUUUUGCUGCAAGAAUGAGGGAGUUCAAUGUUACUAUAGUUACAGCUACAAUCAAUUUUGGAGCUCCUUUUAGUGAAAUGAUUGCUCUUCGAGGACUAAUCCCGCUUUACUUGACUAUAAACCAACGACUACCGUUCUUCGAUAACACUCUCGAUAUCAUACACACGACGAGAUUUCUAGACGGAUGGAUUGAUUACAUGUUUCUAGACUUUGUGUUGUAUGAUAUGGAUAGAGUUUUAAGACCUGGUGGUUUACUUUGGAUUGAUAGUUUCUUUUGUUUGAAACAUGAUUUGAGAAAUUAUCUGGAGACAUUCAAGAUACUUAGAUAUAAGAAACAUAAAUUCGUUGUUGUGCCUAAGCUCGAUAAAGAUGACGACCGAGAAGUGUUCUUCUCAGCGAUACUUGAAAAGCCCCCAAGGCCAUUUUGAUGCUGCUUCGGAAAUCUCCAUCAACUGUUAUCAGCUUUCUUUUUCUCCAUUUUUACACAUUCCUUCAUUGUAGUACGUUUUGUGA